Messenger RNA from Closterium sp. Naga37s-1, 900 nucleotides. The record is from the annotation of a GenBank genome assembly. NCBI's taxonomy places the organism in Eukaryota, Viridiplantae, Streptophyta, Zygnematophyceae, Desmidiales, Closteriaceae.
AUGCCUCUUACGUUCCACCUUCAGUCGUAUGGGGUAUCAUUUCAGGCAGAUAUGCGUUCGCCACGCGACGAGAGAGGAGGGGACGCGACGAGAGAGGAGGGGAUGCGACGAGAGAGGAGGGGAUGCGACGAGAGAGGAGGGGACGCGACGAGAGAGGAGGGGACGCGACGAGAGAGGAGGGGACGCGACGAGAGAGGAGGGGACGCGACGAGAGAGGAGGGGACGCGACGAGAGAGGAGGGGACACGACGAGAGAGGAGGGGACGUGACGAGAGAGGAGGGGACGCGACGAGAGAGGAGGGGACGCGACGAGAGAGGAGGGGUCGGAACGGGAGGGGACGGGAGGAGGGGCGUCGAGAGCAGAGGGGACGGGAGGGCACACCCUGUGGGUGGGAAGGGGUUCAGUCCCAACACGCGCACAUCUGCCACAUCCCCUUUUCCUUACCCCCAUCUCCCAUGCCCUUCCCCUCAUCCCCCUUUCUCUUUCCUCCAUUCCCCUCCCCACAACAGCAUCCCCCUUUCCAUUUCCCCCAUCCCCCUUCCCGUCCCAGCAUCCCCCUUUCCCUUUUCCCCACCCCCCUUCCCGUCCCAGCAUUUCCCCAUCCCCCGUCCCUUCCCAGCAUCCCCCUUUCCCUUUCCCCCAUCCCCCUUCCCAGCAUCCCCCUUUGCUGCCCCUUCUGCUAUCACCUCCCUUCCCCCUCUGCUAUCACCUCCCUUCCCCCUCUGCUAUCACCUCCCUUCCCCCUCUGCUAUCACCUCCCUUCCCCCUCUGCUAUCACCUCCCUUUCCUCCCAUGCCUCACCUCGCUUUCCUCCCAUGCCUCACCUCGCUUUCCUCCCUUGCCUCACCUCGCUUUCCCCACUUGUCUCCCCCCUACUUCCCCUAUUGCCCCAUCUGUUGA